This is a messenger RNA of Polyodon spathula (Mississippi paddlefish), 1240 nucleotides long. RefSeq names its product protein RD3-like. The transcript has 3 exons. NCBI's taxonomy places the organism in Eukaryota, Metazoa, Chordata, Actinopteri, Acipenseriformes, Polyodontidae. The record is from RefSeq and is a predicted model, not a curated record. Bases 620 to 1234 code for a protein of 204 amino acids.
UCUGCUCGACUCGCUCUCUUCUAGUUUCAAUAAUAACACUGAUGAAGCUCUAGAGCCCAAACGCUGCUCUGCUUGUCUCGCUCUCUUCUUACCUGCAAUUAGUCUCAGAGACAGACAGAUAGACAGACACCCAGUAAGACAGACAGACACACAGACAGGCAGAGACACACGCAGACAGACACGUUGCUUGUGUUCUGCUGAGGCAGGUGGAAGCGAAUGCUUCAGAGAGUAUUAAUAAGGGAUUAUAAUCUCAGAGAGGAGUCUGACUCACUCACAAGGUAUUCCUGGAGCCUGAGGAGCACAGCAGGAGCGUUAUCCACAAGACUGAAUAUUAUUAAUAAUAACAAAUAUAAUAAUAAUAAUAACUUCAAUCAGUCAAUGAGAAUGGAUAAUUAGAUUAUCUAAUUACUACUACUAAUAAUAAUAACACUAAUGAUAAUAAUGAUGAGAUAUUAUUUACAGAAAUAUGAAUACUAUUACUCAUAAUAACUACAGGACAGUUACACUUUAUAAAUAAAUGAUAUAAUUCAUAAAGAAGAGGAAGAGGAGGAGGAAGGAGAAUCUCAAACAGCAUCUCAAGAUAAGUUGGCUUUUCAGCGGCGACCUGCAACCAAGGCCGAUGUUCCCUGUGUCUCUCUUCUCCUCCUCCCCGCCGCUCCCCUCGCCCCGCUCCGCGGAGAACUCUGUGAUGGAGACUCUGAUGUCAGAGCUUGGCUCGAUGCUCAAGCGCUCGGAGAGGCUGCAGCUGGACCGUGCAGCCGAGGGGAGGAGACCCCGCUCCAGCGUGGAUUACACCUGGCUCGCCGUCACCCCCAAACCAGCCUUCCAGCUCAGCCCCGGGGAGACACUGGAACUGCAGGAUUUGUGCACCAAAAUACAACCCUCCCAGUGCGGGCCCAUCCUACUGAGGUUCCGGAAGCUGGUGAGGGAGUUCGAGCCACACGUUCACGAGGUGCCUCGGAUUUUCCGCACCGUGCUGUGCGACUCCCUGGACGAGGAGCCCGGGAGGGAGGAGGAGCGGCGCCUGGAACAGCGAGGCUGGGACAAGCAGCGCUCCAACAGCCUGUCAGUCAUGACCUUCAAGUCCCGCCUCCGCAUCAACCCCUUCCGAAACCCCGCCCCCUCCGGCUCCGCCCCCGACGAGGACAGCGAGGAGGAGACGGGGCUGGGCGGGGCCAGGCGGGUCCGCAGCAUGCCAGAGAUGACCCCAUGCGAGCAGACCAGGGGCCUCUAACGAGGG